AUGACACCCGCCACCACAACCUCUCCUUCAAAUUACGCUUCAAAGUCGAUCGUUGAGCUCCGACCUGUCCCCCCAGCAGCACUCCGUGACUCAGGGAGACUACGGUCCGAAGACAGGUCCAAGAAUACCGACCCGGCUGAAUUUCUACCGCAGCCGUCUACAACUGUAUCAGUCGUUGAAAGAUGGAACAGCUCUAAGGUCAAUAUCUUUCGCACGGCAGCAACAUUGUUUGCGUUUGUAAUUAUGGGCGCUAACGAUGCAGCAUACGGCGCCAUCAUUCCAUAUCUUGAAAAGUACUACGAUUUGAGUUACGUCAUCGUUUCUUUGGUGUUCCUAUCGCCUCUGGGCGGUUAUGUCGGCGCUGCAUUGCUCAAUAACUGGAUUCAUGUUCGAUUCGGUCAACGCGGAGUAGCCUUCCUAGGACCCUUCUGCCAUCUGGCAGCAUAUGUUGCAAUCUCUCUGCAUCCUCACUAUCCCGUUCUUGUGGUCAUCUUCAUCAUUGCGGGUUUUGGCAAUGGUAUCGAAGAUGCAGCCUGGAACGCCUGGGCUGGUAACAUGGCCAAUGCAAACGAAGUGUUAGGAUUUCUUCAUGGUUGCUACGGCCUUGGAGCAGUGCUGAGUCCACUUGCAGCAACAACUCUAAUGACUAAGAGCGGCUGGAUGUGGUAUGAAUUCUACUACAUUAUGAUUGGUGGUGCCGCGAUUGAACUUGCAACAUCUAUGACCGCUUUCUGGCCAAUGUCAGGCCAAACAUACAGAGAAGCAAACCCUCGUAUCAACGCCGCUUCCGAAAGCCGCCUCAGAGAAGCACUCAGAAGUCGGGUUACCUGGGUGUCUUCGAUCUUUCUUCUCGGCUACGUGGGAGCUGAGGUCGCACUGGGAGGCUGGAUUGUUACCUUUAUGCGCCGAGAACGUGGCGGUGGUGACUUUGAAUCUGGUAUGGUAGCGACAGGUUUCUGGACAGGUAUCACAGUCGGUCGACUUGUGCUUGGGUUCGUCACACCUAGACUUGGAGAGAAGUUUGCGGUUCUUACGUACAUCAUCUUCGCUAUGGUCUGCCAACUCAUGUUUUGGCUUGUUCCUUCUUUUCAUGUCUCGGCUAUCUUCGUUGCACUCCAGGGAUUCUUUCUUGGCCCAUUGUUUCCCGCCAUCAUAGUGGCGGCCACCAAGGUAUUACCCGCAUACCUUCAUGUUUCGGCGAUCGGCUUCGCAGCAGCGUUUGGCGGUGGAGGCGGAGCGAUUCUGCCCUUUGCCAUUGGUUCACUGGCGCAAGCAAAAGGAGUCGCCGUAUUACAGCCAAUUAUCUUGGCUGUUCUUGUCGUUCUUCUUCUUCUCUGGUUUUGCUUUCCGAAGCUCGACAAGAGGAUCGUCGGCGAGAUUCCGGCCGGACCCGUGAGCAAAACGAACAGGUGGCUCAACAUCGACUUUGAUCUUGUCGAGACUGGAAAGCGAACCAUCCGCAAAGCCCGUGGAAUGUGA
Messenger RNA from Ascochyta rabiei, 1479 nucleotides. RefSeq lists its product as uncharacterized. The transcript is spliced from 4 exons. Gene Ontology annotation, biological process: transmembrane transport. Lineage: Eukaryota; Fungi; Ascomycota; Dothideomycetes; Pleosporales; Didymellaceae. Gene Ontology annotation, cellular component: membrane. Gene Ontology annotation, molecular function: transmembrane transporter activity. The record is from RefSeq and is a predicted model, not a curated record. The coding region runs from base 1 to 1479 and encodes 492 amino acids.